Mytilus californianus (California mussel) is the source of this 1164-nucleotide messenger RNA. Its product is annotated as coiled-coil domain-containing protein 1-like. The coding region runs from base 259 to 1128 and encodes 289 amino acids. The transcript has 2 exons. Lineage: Eukaryota; Metazoa; Mollusca; Bivalvia; Mytilida; Mytilidae. The record is from RefSeq and is a predicted model, not a curated record.
GCAUCUAAACAUACUACCGGAAUACUUUCAUCUCUAUCAAGUCAUGUGCACGCAAAUUGAGAGAAAGCCUUCAGCAUCAUGAAAUGACACACUGCUACUUGAUUUAUGAUAUAAGACAAGCUAUUCGAUGAUGAUAUAAUACUACUUAACUACUAUUUAACAGUCCUUCGGUCGUACAGCCACUUCACGUAGAAAACAUUUAGUUUUUACCGAUAUAGCUACUGUUUAUUUAUUUUCGUUCAAAAGAUUAGAUUUAAAAUGAAAUUAGCAACUUUGGCGAUUUCUUUUGUUAUACUUUGCCCAGUUGUGGCGCCACCGCCUUUAGACGUUGAAUUGAGAGCGAAAAAGGAGUUUUAUGAUCAAAUGAAAGACAGUAAAGAGGACGUUUUGGAUGUAUUUGGUGACAAUCUUAUUCCAGACUCUAUAGAAGAUGUGAUCGAGGAUUCAAAUACAGAAGAUCCGAUUGAGCUUAAAAGCGAUGAAUCUAGCGAAUUUGUUCCCGUAUCGAUACCUAGUAAAUUUGAUAAAUACGAUUCCAAUGAGGACGAUUUCAUCGAUGAAGGAGAACUCAUCGCCAUCAUUGGAGUCACAGAAAAUGAAAACUUUGCUUUUAAAGCGGCGGAUAAUGAUGGCGAUGGAAUGCUUUCGCGUGAUGAAUUUGAAAAUGGGCCAUGGGAUCUUGACAGUGGAGAUGUAGAUUUAUCUGACGACGAUAAUUCAGACAACAAAUUAGAAGACUCUACUGAUGAUGUUAAAGAAGAUUUCAUUGACUUUGAUGACGAUGAAUUUGAAAAUAUUUUGGAAAAUCAAAUAAGUGAUGACGUGAAAAGUAACGAGAUCGACAGUAAUAAUAUUGAUGAAAUUAUUGAUGGCGUAAAAGAUAAAGUUGAAGUAAUGAAUGAUAUCGCUGAUGAAAUCAAAGAUAAUAUGACUGACGAUGACAAUAAGAUCAUCGUCAACCGCGAAACUGAUGAAAUUGAUGAAAUUAUUGAUGAUGUAAAAGAUAAAGUUGAAGUAAUGAAUGAAAUCGCUGAUGAAAUCAAAGAUAAUAUGACUGACGAUGACAAUAAGAUCAUCGUCAACCGCAAGGCUGAUGACAGAAAGGACGAUAAAGGAGAUGAUAACUAAUGUUGAUUCCAAAAAUAAAUAAAUUAAAAACACAAA